Messenger RNA from Orussus abietinus, 2403 nucleotides. Its product is annotated as calnexin. Gene Ontology annotation, biological process: protein folding. NCBI's taxonomy places the organism in Eukaryota, Metazoa, Arthropoda, Insecta, Hymenoptera, Orussidae. Gene Ontology annotation, cellular component: endoplasmic reticulum; endoplasmic reticulum membrane. Gene Ontology annotation, molecular function: calcium ion binding. The transcript is spliced from 8 exons. The record is from RefSeq and is a predicted model, not a curated record. The coding region runs from base 451 to 2157 and encodes 568 amino acids.
AGAUAACACCGGGCAACCGAGUUCAACCGAGCCCAGCCGAACCACCUGUUCUUCUUAUGUCCUGGAACAGAUUCAAUUAGAUUUAUUGGUUAAUUCAAUAGUGCCGUGUAUUGUUAUAUUCUAAUUGGCUUACGAAAUAUGCUUAUUCCACGUUAAUGUGUUAAGGUUGGUUGUCGUAAGUUCGACAGAAAGUUCCAACAAUUAUCGUUUCCUCGAGUAUCGGUGAAUUUAUCUAAUUUAAUUGAAAACCUCAAACUUGCUCAUUCGCGCUUUUCGCAUGUCGUUCGGAUUCAACGAUUUACUAAGGGUUAACCAGGAUCAGAAUAAAGAAUUGGGAUCUACUACGAUACAUUUCAGACCAAAAACAAUUGGACUUUGGGUAUAACCCUACCGUAGCAAAUAUCGGUCAAAUUCUACAGUCCCCUGGAGCUUGGCUGUUUUAGAGAAGAUAUGAUACGACUCGUCACGUACGCGACAUUAUUCUUGACUGGCACUGUAUGUGGAGGAGCAAAUGCCCACGAUGACGUACACGGGAUUGGUAUCUCGGACACAGUUUCUGAACCGAUUUAUAAACAGGAGAAAUUUGCGGACUCGAUAUACCUAUUAGAAAAUUUUAAUGACUUGGAAAGGUUCAAACAAAAGUGGAUUAUUUCUGAAACAAAAAAGAAUAAUAUCGAUGAAGAAAUCGCUAAAUACGAUGGAAAAUGGAUGGUAGAGGAACCAAAGAGGAAUAUGGAAGAAGGAGACCUUGGGUUGGUGUUGAAGAGCAAAGCUCGGCACGCAGCCAUAUCUGCUCCUUUAAGUAGACCUUUUCGAUUCGAAGAUAAACCACUGGUGGUGCAAUACGAAGUAAACUUUCAGGAAGGUCAGGAAUGUGGCGGUGCUUACCUUAAACUGCUUGCACUGGAUUCAGAGCAGAGGAAUUUAAAGGAAUUUCACGACAAAACGCCAUAUUCCAUAAUGUUUGGACCAGAUAAAUGUGGAAACGACGUCAAGUUACACUUUAUAUUCCGCCAUAAGAAUCCACUAAACGGUUCAUACGAGGAGAAGCACUGCAAGAAAUCGAAGGAUCGCCUGGACGAUAUCUUCACCGACAAGUUACCGCACUUGUACACUCUGACCGUUCGACCGGAUAAUACCUUUGACAUAAAAGUCGACAAUAAAGUAGUGAAUUCGGGUUCCCUGCUGGAUGACUUCGUACCGCCGGUGAACCCGCCCUUGGAGGUCGAGGAUCCUACGGACACGCAGCCCUCGGAUUGGGACGAUCGCGAGAAAAUUCCAGAUCCGUUGGCCAAGAAACCGGAAGACUGGGACGAGGACGCUCCCGCGCAGAUCGUCGACGAGGAAGACGCGAUGCCGGAGGACUGGGCGGAGGACGAGUCGCCGGCGAUUCCCAACCCAGAGUCCACCCGACCCGAGGACUGGGACGUCGAGAUGGACGGCGAGUGGGAACCGCCCAAGAUACCGAACCCCAAGUGCGCUCAGAUCUCCGGCUGCGGACCCUACAAGCAACGGCUCAAGACGAACCCGCGGUACAAAGGGAAAUGGUUGCCGCCCCUCGUCAACAACCCCAACUACAAGGGAAAAUGGAAGCCCAGGCUCGUUCACAAUCCCGAGUACUUCAACGACGAGCACCCCUUCGGAAUGACUCCGAUCUUCGCAGUUGGGUUCGAGCUGUGGUCUAUGUCCCCCGACAUACUCUUUGACAAUAUACUUGUUACGGACAACGAAGAAGUUGCGGAAAAAUGGGCAGAGGAUACUUUCGAGGUUCGUCGAACCAAGAUCGCUGCGGAAAAUGAGACAUUCUGGGGUCGCGCGAUGCGUUCCAUGAAUCAUAAACCAGGCUGGUGGAGUCUGUACUUUCUCUACUGUAUAACUCCCGUUAUCGCCUAUGUUUGGUACCUGUUGAAGCGGUCUCGCGAGGAUAAGCACGAUACUAAGUCAGAAGACGAGGAACCACUGCGCCUAAAUGACGAGGGUGGGGACGAGAUGGACAAAGACGAAACUAAAGAUCCAGACCCCAAAGAAGGCAUUUCCGAUUCAGGAGUCGCCGAACCUGAUGAAACCGAAGAACAGUCUGAACGAAAAGACAGCGACAGGGAUAAACCUUUAGCUAGUGGAGAUGGUCCACGACGAAGGAAAAUUACAAAGGAGUAACCCUAAUGAAAUCUUAUUCAAAGAACAUCGUUAGUAAUAUACAUUCAGUCAGACACUACCACUGUGCUAACUUAAGCGAUGGUAAACAUUACUUGUAAUAAGUAUCACGUUCAUCGUGAUCAUUAAAUGGGAUUUUGUUACCGUAAUGUUACUUCAUUGUUGAGUGCUUCAUAUUCACUUUUUACCAAUAGAAUAGUGACAAUUGUGAACGAAUAAAAUGAAUAAUAAACGUUUAUGUCAAAUGCA